Messenger RNA from Saccoglossus kowalevskii, 1734 nucleotides. Its product is annotated as eukaryotic translation initiation factor 4E type 3-like. Gene Ontology annotation, cellular component: eukaryotic translation initiation factor 4F complex. Gene Ontology annotation, molecular function: translation initiation factor activity; RNA 7-methylguanosine cap binding. The record is from RefSeq and is a predicted model, not a curated record. Lineage: Eukaryota; Metazoa; Hemichordata; Enteropneusta; Harrimaniidae. Gene Ontology annotation, biological process: translational initiation.
UGCUGACUGCCAACACAAUGGCGGCCACCGCACCAACAUUGGAGAAACUUCCUGCGUCAGAAAUGAACGCAGACGAUCGUGCGGAACUAACACCAAAUGCUAUCACAGAAAUCAAUGACAAGGAGAAAUCUGGUAUACCAUUGAACUCGCCAUGGACUUUCUGGCUGGAUAGGUCUGUGCGUGGUGCUACUGCAGCUCAGUAUGAAGCUAAUCUGAAAAAGAUUUACACAGUACGCACUGUUGAGAGUUUUUGGAGUGUGUAUAAUAAUAUUCCUGAUAUCCAGGAAGUACCUGUCAGAUACAGUUACCAUUUAAUGAGAGAUGAAAGAAAGCCGCUAUGGGAAGAAUCUGUGAAUGCAAAUGGUGGAUACUGGAAGAUGAAAUGUGGCAAGGAAGACACUUCCACUGUUUGGAAAGAGCUUUUAUUGGCUUCUAUUGGUGAACAGUUUUCUGAUCAUGUUGGAACAGGUGAUGAUAUAUGUGGACUUAGUGUGAGUAUCCGAGAGAGGGAUGAUAUUGUACAAAUCUGGAAUGUCAAUGCUACAGUAUCUAAUGAUGCUACUGUCAUGGAUAAAGUCAAAGAACUACUUCCUAAAGUCAGGUUUAUUACAGUUUUCUAUAAAUCGCAUCAGACACACUAUGCUUUUGAAGGAAGAAAAUGACAUCUACCAAAACCAUUUAUAAUCUUGUAAAAUGACCUGUUGCAUGAAUUCCUGUAUGUCAGUAGGACUGGUAGUAUUUAUCUGCUUGUUAUUGACAUUUCAGGUGAUCAAUUUUAAAUGGUGAGAUGUACCAAUGUGUAUAUAUAUAUAUCAAGUUUUUAAAACAGAAAAACUGCCAUGAUGGGGGUCAGAUUAGGGUCAGAUUAUAUGGAUUGAAAACUGAUUAGAUUACAGCUUUUAUUAUAUCACAUAUAGAUGCCAUGAUGAUGUGUUACCAAAGGUGUUAGGCCAUGUGUAACCUCAUCUGUGACAGACUUUAUUUUUAAGUGCAUGCUGGUUUUGCUACAUUGACCGAAUAUAAAUCUGGCUCUCUAACGGAUAUUUAAAUUGAUCUGAAAUACAUGUACAGUUGUGUAGUUGGUGUGAGGGUUAAGUUUCAGUAUUACUGGCAGUCUUGAGUUUCUAAAUAAUUGUGAAUCUUGAAGUGUGGAUAGUUAAUGAGCAAGUUGUUUGUGUAUGCUGCAGUCCUUUACAUAAGGGGUCUUCUCAAUUUGUCAAUGUACAUCAAAAACAAAAGAUAUUUCAUGUAGAACCAGACAUUGUUCUCCUUUCUCAUAUAAUAAUGGGGUAUCGGUAACUUUAAAUUUAAAAUGUAUGUUUCAUAUUAGGAUCCAAACUCAAACAAUAUUUUCUUCGCUUGGUUGAAAUGUUUAAUGCACUAGGCUUUAAUACACAAUAAAAGUUUUGUCAUCAACAAUUUUUUAUUUAAAUGAAAAUGUUACCACAAAAAUUGAAUUUUGUCAGCUACACAGCUUAAAUACACAAAAUUUUUGACAUUAACAUUUUAUAAUUUAAAUAAAAAUGCGACCACAAAAAUUAUAUUUUGUCAGCUACACAAAACCCCUUUUUGCCCCUCCAAACAUAUUAUGUCGAACUUCAACAAAUUGAGAAUACUCACUAUGACCCACAGUGUGAAAUUUCAUCAUGCAUGUCGCUUUCAAUAUUGAGUUUGCAGUGAUUAUUUACUGCUAUAAUUUGUUUUGAAUCAGUAUUAAGUAUCUUGCACGUCACA